AUUUAGUCUGCAGUACUCACUCUGAGACGGAAGGUGGCGGUAAUGCGCCAAAAUCUGAAACCGCCGUCAAAACAUAAGAAGAAGAAGAAGGCUGAUCAUGCGAUAAUUUUCGGAAUGGGUACCCAAGUGAAGGAUGUCAUCAUUAAGCCUGACGCUCCCAAUACGCUGCUGCUGGACAAGCAUGCAGACUACAUCGCAGCCUACGGCUCCAAGAAGGAUGACUAUGAGUACACGCUGUCAGAGUACCUGAGGAUGAGCGGCAUCUACUGGGGGCUGACGGUGAUGGACCUGAUGGGGCAGCUGCCCCGGAUGAACCGGCAGGAGAUCAUAGACUUCAUCAAAGCCUGUCAACACGAGUGUGGAGGCAUCAGCGCCAGCAUCGGACACGACCCCCACCUGCUCUACACCCUCAGCGCCGUCCAGAUCCUGUGCUUGUAUGACAACGUGGAUGCAAUUGAUGUGGACAAAGUGGUGGAAUACAUCAAAGGGCUGCAGCAGGAAGACGGCUCGUUUGCAGGGGACAAAUGGGGAGAAAUAGACACAAGAUUUUCCUUCUGUGCAGUUGCUACGCUGGCGUUACUGGGCAAGAUGGACACCAUAAAUGUUGACAAAGCUAUAGAAUUCGUCUUGUCUUGUAUGAACUUUGAUGGAGGCUUUGGCUGCAGACCUGGUUCAGAGUCUCACGCUGGUCAGAUCUACUGCUGCACUGGCUUCCUGUCUCUCACCGGUCAGCUGCACCAGAUCAACGCUGACCUGCUGGGCUGGUGGCUCUGCGAGAGGCAGCUGCCGUCCGGAGGCCUCAAUGGACGGCCGGAGAAGCUUCCAGAUGUGUGCUACUCCUGGUGGGUUCUGGCGUCGCUAAAAAUCAUCGGUAGGAUCCACUGGAUCGACAAGGCCAAGCUGCGAACGUUUAUCCUGGCCUGUCAAGAUGAAGAGACUGGAGGUUUUGCUGACAGACCAGGAGACAUGGUGGAUCCCUUCCACACUCUGUUCGGAAUCGCAGGUCUCUCCCUUCUCGGAGAUGAGCAGAUCAAGCCGGUGAAUCCUGUUCUGUGCAUGCCCGAGGACGUCCUGCAGAGGAUCAGCCUGCAGCCUGACCUCCUCAGCUAGCCCUCUGACACCACGCACACACACAGCUGCCCUGCUGAUGCUGGGGACAGAGAGAGAGGACCGCCACACAUCUUAGCGUUAGCCAAAGUCCACAGACACUUUCUAGACAAAGGAUUUGGUCUCCACUCACUAAGGACAAAUUAAGUCAUGCAGAUUCUCAGCCUUUCAUUACUUUACCAGGUCACUUAUGUUGAAUUUACUGCGUGAGAACAACUUCAGAAAGCGAUAUUUUGAAGUGUAACCAUCGAAAAACAACAUCCAGAAAUCAUUACACAACAUUCCGUAACUUUUUCCACUUGGUCCCCAUGUCAGUUUGUUUGAGAGGAAACAUGUAACUGUUAGCACAGGAAGCUAAGCUACGUAUUGGACAGAGGCACUGGUUGGCUCUGCUGUUUCAUGUGUGCGUAAUUUUUAAUAAUUUAAUUUCUGAAUUUGAGCUGGAAGCAGAACGGUUAUGCGUGGAACAGACAUGCAUGAUCCGGUGUGCUCUGCGACUUCGGUACGUUUGGAGGCGCAAGACGCUCGACUGUCCCUCGCUUUAAGGACACCACGUCUGUCUGUUGGAGAGUUCUGCCUUUUUUUCCCCCCAAGCAGCAAUUGUUUCAAACAAAAUAACUUCCGCAUUUGAAAAGUAAGAGCGUGUGAAGGGCAGACCAUCCUCGUCCUGUCAACACUACACCCAUCACUGUUCUCAGAGGCCAGAGGUGAAACACGUCUUCUCCACAGUCUCAGCUGCAUGUUUAUUUAAAUCCCUGUUGCUCAGUUCGGCUUUGCCAUGCAGCUGUGGGCAGACGUACUUUGUGUAAAAUCUCAAAAUAUUUCCAGUCUUAUCUUUUCAUGAUUUUCAAACAUCUUUUUUUUUUACGUUUACUAAUUUAGUUAAAACUCUUCGAUUUGUCUUUUCUUUCAGGCGUGACACAUGCUGCAUUUUUGUCUUACUGAAUACACAUUUUAUCUGUUGUUAGGUAGCUGCUCAGUGUUGACGCUGUUACAGAAGGCAAAUAAAUCACAUGUUGAAUCUGUUAUGAGGCUGCAUCCAAUUUAAGUGACUGAUAUGAUGCAGUCAGUGAUUGACUGAUUGAUAUGUUAUAGAGUCAUAACUUAUACAAAAGUCCAUUUUGUCGCAGGGUUUAAAUAACAGUUCUCGAUUAGUUAAGCUGCUUAAAGAUGAUUAGAAUUUUAAAAAACAGCUCAAGACCUUAACCCUGUCCUGAACAACUUGUUAAACGACUCACUUUGUGUUGUGGGGGCGGCUCUAAUACAAAAAGCUGCUUACUGCACAACUAUACAGUAUGUGUGUAUGUUAAUGUAACUUAUUUGUUAUCUUGGUUGGAAAUAAAUGUUUUCCCUUCA
This is a messenger RNA of Scatophagus argus, 2463 nucleotides long. RefSeq names its product Rab geranylgeranyltransferase subunit beta (gene rabggtb). Gene Ontology annotation, biological process: protein geranylgeranylation. The record is from RefSeq and is a predicted model, not a curated record. Gene Ontology annotation, molecular function: Rab geranylgeranyltransferase activity. Gene Ontology annotation, cellular component: Rab-protein geranylgeranyltransferase complex. The coding region runs from base 43 to 1110 and encodes 355 amino acids. The transcript has 9 exons. NCBI's taxonomy places the organism in Eukaryota, Metazoa, Chordata, Actinopteri, Scatophagidae.